This is a messenger RNA of Lotus japonicus, 744 nucleotides long. RefSeq lists its product as uncharacterized. Lineage: Eukaryota; Viridiplantae; Streptophyta; Magnoliopsida; Fabales; Fabaceae. The coding region runs from base 1 to 744 and encodes 247 amino acids. The record is from RefSeq and is a predicted model, not a curated record. The transcript has a single exon.
AUGUCUUCUCAAGCAUCCUUGGACAGCACACCCAUGACCGUCACCACUCCUACGGCAGUCACCACUGUGGCCCCUCCUGCCCCGCCGGCCAAACCUGAUUUCCACCCGGCACUUGUUGUUACGAAUAUUAUGAAUCACAUUCUUAUUAUGCUUGACGUGGAGACUGAUCGUUAUGGCACUUGGGCGGAGCUUUUCCGCAUUCAUGCUCGUUCCCACCGGCUUCUGCACCACAUUGUCCCUGCUGCGGACAAGCCCACUCCGCCUGUCACUGACCCUACUUACGUGUUGUGGACCACUUUGGAUGCCAUAGUCCUUCAGUGGAUUUAUGCCACCAUCUCUGUUGACCUGAUUACAACCAUCAUGGAGCCUGACUCCACUGCUUUCACUACUUGGACGCGUUUGGCGGAUUUAUUUCAGGAUAAUCAGAACCCUCGUCGUGUCACCCUGGAGCAGGAGUUCUCGACUGUUCGCAUGGAGACAUUUCUGACUGUUGUCGCCUACUAUCAGCAUCUGAAGACGCUUUCUGACCAGCUUCGUGAUGUCGGGUCUCCUGUGAACAAUCAUCGUCUGGUAUUGCAGCUCAUCUCUGGUCUCACUGAUGCUUACAAGGGUUUUGCCACUUUGAUUUGCCAGAGCAAUCCGCUCCCCUCGUUUCAUCAGGCUCGCUGCAUGCUUACCUUGGAGGAAGUUGGCAUUGCUAAGAUGAAACCUGCUGAACCUCCUGCUGCCUAUGUUGCUACUUAA